Messenger RNA from Aspergillus sclerotioniger CBS 115572, 1026 nucleotides. RefSeq lists its product as uncharacterized. Lineage: Eukaryota; Fungi; Ascomycota; Eurotiomycetes; Eurotiales; Aspergillaceae. The coding region runs from base 1 to 1026 and encodes 341 amino acids. The record is from RefSeq and is a predicted model, not a curated record. The transcript has 8 exons.
AUGGCUCGUCCGGAUUUUGGCCAAGUGGUGGCCUGGUACAUCUGCACGGUCGUCGCGUGCAUUUUCCUCGUGGGUCGAUUGAUUGUCCGCUGGCGACUCUUGAAGAAGCUCUACCUCGAUGACUGCUUCGUGGUGGCGGCGGCGCUGUGCCUGAUCGGUGACCUGGCUAUCCAGCACUACAUGUUCAACCUGGGUAUGUCCGAGAUGGCCAAUACGACCGACGCCGAGAAGAUCAGCAUGCAGAAGAUGAUCAUCCCGGGGUCCACCUUGUAUGUCACUUCGCUUUGGUUGAUCAAGGCCAGCAUGGUGUUGUUCUACAAGCGUCUCGCCGACCGCACCAAGUACCAGACCAUCUAUAACAUCACCCUGUUGGUCCUGGGUGCCGCCUGGCUGGUGCUGUUCUUCGAUAUUGUCUUCAAGUGUUAUCCCCCAGACCGCCAGUGGAAGAGUAUCUCGGAUCCAAAAUUGACGUGCUCUGCGAAGCAAUCGACGAUCAACUACUGGCUCACGAUUCUAUUCAACAUCUUCAGUGAUGUGUUCAUUAUUUGCCUGCCCAUCUCCCAGGUCGCGCGCCUCAAGAUGCCUCGGAAGCAGAAACUCGGAGUGAUCUCGGUCUUCCUGCUGGGUGUUAUUGUUGUCAUUACGAGCAUCAUCCGAGCCAUCUACUCGUCCCUCAACCUGCAGAUGAUUACGUGCACCGUGUCGAUGAUCGAGACAGCAAUCGCCAUCAUUGCGUCCUGCCUGCCCGUGCUGCGCACUGUGUUUUUUGGUUCCCACUCCCGCACCGGCACAUACAGCGGCCGCCGGGGGUACGAGCUGUCCGGUUCCGGGCCCGCGGGGCUGGCCAGCAAACAGCACACGACCGUGUCUAUAUCACACACGGGCCAGGGGGAAUUGUCCCGCCAUGACUCGGAGGACGAGCUGGUGAAGGCGACGGGGCCCCCAUCGACGGAGGACUCGAAUGUGGGGAUUUCGGUGACGCGGGAAUACUUUGUGCAUGAGGGGCAAAUGGAUGGGCAGCGGUAG